GAGAAAGAGGAAAAGAGAGGAUGUCGGACGAGGAGCAUCACUUUGAAUCUAAGGCUGAUGCUGGUGCAUCGAAGACCUAUCCGCAACAGGCUGGCACCAUCCGCAAGAACGGCUACAUCGUCAUCAAGGGCAGGCCCUGCAAGGUUGUCGAGGUCUCCACCUCAAAAACGGGCAAGCAUGGCCAUGCUAAGUGUCACUUUGUUGGAAUUGACAUAUUCAACGGAAAAAAGCUUGAAGAUAUUGUUCCAUCCUCUCACAACUGUGAUGUGCCUCAUGUCAACCGUACUGAUUAUCAGCUCAUCGACAUCUCUGAAGAUGGCUUCGUUUCUCUUCUGACUGAAAAUGGCAAUACCAAAGAUGAUCUCCGACUUCCCACUGAUGACAGUCUGCUUAGCCAGAUUAAAAGUGGGUUCGAGGAAGGAAAGGACCUCGUUGUGAGCGUCCAGUCUGCAAUGGGUGAAGAGCAGAUCUGCGCCCUUAAAGAUAUCGGCCCCAAGAACUAAACGGCACAAAACGAGCAUCGCCCUUGCAGUGUUUGUAAAACCUGUCCAAGAAUCUGUUACAGAGUGGUUUAAAAGUGUGAUGAUGUUUUUAAGGUGGUGAUGCUUUUGUUACCUUCCUGUUUAAUUGGAGUUUUUCUUGUGGUCAUGAAACUGAUACAGAAUGGUAUCUUGCCCUGGUGAACCUCUAUAUGCUGUUGAUGCAGCAAAACUUAUUUCCAUAUACAAGACUUGAGCUACAAUGUUCUGUGUCUGUUAUUUCCUUCCAACAUAAUUAUUCUUUUUUCUACA
Messenger RNA from Andrographis paniculata, 791 nucleotides. Its product is annotated as eukaryotic translation initiation factor 5A-1/2. Gene Ontology annotation, molecular function: RNA binding; ribosome binding; translation elongation factor activity. The record is from RefSeq and is a predicted model, not a curated record. Lineage: Eukaryota; Viridiplantae; Streptophyta; Magnoliopsida; Lamiales; Acanthaceae. The coding region runs from base 21 to 503 and encodes 160 amino acids. Gene Ontology annotation, biological process: positive regulation of translational elongation; positive regulation of translational termination. The transcript is spliced from 5 exons.